Messenger RNA from Dentiscutata erythropus, 293 nucleotides. Lineage: Eukaryota; Fungi; Glomeromycota; Glomeromycetes; Diversisporales; Gigasporaceae. The record is from the annotation of a GenBank genome assembly.
UCUGGUUGUCUCGUAAUUCAAUUGAAUGGUUUACAACAAAAGAUAGUUUUAUUUUUUCAUUAAAACCCCAAAAUUUAUCUAAUUCAAUCCUUAGUAGAAUUAUCCGUGCAAAGGAAGUAAUUGGAUGUUAUAGCAAUCAUGGUCCAGUUUUUGGCACUUCUUUUUAUAAGCCAAAUGAUGGUAAGGAAUGGAUUUGCUGUCAUCAAAAUGCAUACUAUGAAAAACAACUUAGAUCUGGUGAAUCUAACCUUUUAAUUGAUGAAUUUGAAGUAAUUCAAAUAUUGAAAAAUUGA